AUGAAUUCCAGAAUUUUGAUUUUCUUAGGACUUCUCUUUGCAGUCGUUCUUCUUGUCUCUUCAGCUCUAGUAGAAGCAGAGACAUCCAACGAUGAGAACAAACAAGAACCGAGCCAAGUACUAGAUGCGAUAAAGGAUGGUGUAAGUGGAGGCAGUAAAGGUGGAGGUAGCGGUAGCGGUGGAGGCAAGGGGGGAGGCGGCAAAGGCGGUGGUUAUGAAGAAGACAGUGUUGGAGUAAAUCACCACGGUGGCGGUGGUGGUGGAGGUCACCACGGUGGCGGUGGAAAAGGUGGUGGCAAGGGGGGAGGCGGCAAAGGCGGUGGUUAUGAAGAAGAAAGUGUUGGAGUAAAUCACCAUGGUGGCGGUGGUGGUGGAGGUCACCACGGUGGCGGUGGCAAAGGUGGAGGUGGAGGUGGAGGUUAUGAAGAAGACAGUGUUGGAGUAAAUCACCACGGUGGCGGUGGCGGUUAUGGUGGUGGUGGAGGUCACCACGGUGGCGGUGGUGGUGGAGGCCGAGGUGGCAGUGGUUAUGGCGGUGGUUAUGGAGGUGGAGGCGGGUACUGCAAGUAUCGAAGAUGCUGUGGUGGUUAUGGCGGUUAUGGAGGUUGCCAAAAGUGGUGCUGCUAUGCAAGUGAGCCUCAUGAUCAGAAGGAAACUGAAGUCAAGCUCUAG
Messenger RNA from Alnus glutinosa, 672 nucleotides. RefSeq lists its product as uncharacterized. The transcript has 2 exons. The record is from RefSeq and is a predicted model, not a curated record. Lineage: Eukaryota; Viridiplantae; Streptophyta; Magnoliopsida; Fagales; Betulaceae. The coding region runs from base 1 to 672 and encodes 223 amino acids.